AAGGUUAAGUAUUUAAUUAAGGCGGCAAUCUAAUAAUACAUGACCACUAAAUGAAGGUCAGCUUGUUGACCUGACCUUGUGUCAGGGCCCAUGUGUAUUUUGGCAGGUGGUUGUGGGAUAAAAACCUGACGUGUCACUGAUAACAAAUUUGUCUCUGCGUGUGCCACGUUGCCACACAGUCAGCAGAAUAUUUGAGUCAAAUCCUCAUGCAUUUCUUUUGGGAGAGAAACAGCAGGGUACAGCAGGUCCCUGAGCCAUGUCUGGACUGAACGCAUCCCUCGGAUAUUUCUUGGCUGUUGUCAUUUUCGCAGCCUUGGUUCGAACACUCCUUAAAAAAUGGCCACGGUUUGGCUUCAUUUUGGAGUUUGCAUCCUCUUUCAUGCUGGUGGCGUGUCGGCUGGAAGUGCAGACCAUUGUGGAAGUGGGAGAGUGGGCCGGGGGCUUGGGUCCUGAUGUGACUCUAACCAUACUGUUCGUGGUACUGCUGACCCACGGUGUGAUCUGCGGUGGAGCAUCAGGGAAUCCCACCCUGGUUGUGAUGAAGUUCCUGCAGCUGGAGGCCUCCACGCUGCCCACUCUUCUUGGUGUUGCAGCCCAGUUUCUUGGGGCUCACCUUGGCCUUCUUGCAGCUGCGUACUACUGGAGUCUGGAGCUGACCGACAUGCACAUGAUCAAAAAUCUGAUGGCCAGAGAGUGCAGCUCAUCUCUGCUCGUCUCUCUGCUUCAGGGCUUUUUCACAGAGUGUGUUUGCACGCUCAUUUUCCUUCUAAUCCAUCUGAGCCUGCGACGCAGAUCUGCUCUGAUCCGGGUGCCCCUGAUCGCUGUCCUCCUCACUUUCCUGUCACAUACAGCCCGAAGCUACACCUCAGCUUACAUGAACCCCUCUCUGUCCUACGGCCUCACCUUCCACUGUCCUGGAUUCACCCUCACAGAGUACGCAGCGGUCUACUGGCUGGGCCCUCUCACGGGCAUGACUCUGGCUCUUUUCUUGUACAUGGGCCAUAUCCCGAGGAUCUUUGCCAAGAACCUACUUUAUUUUCCGAAGACACGUUUCCGAGUGCCAAAGGGGGACAAAGGAGAAAAGAAGAAAAUGUGAAUGAAACUGCAUAUUUUUAUUUGUUUUAAAUCAACCUUUGAGGAAAGUACCUGGCUAACGGUGAGGAGAUUUUGUACAGAAAAUGUAAAAUAUUAAAAUAAUAAAUGAUUAUAAUGCUGUA
Plectropomus leopardus (leopard coralgrouper) is the source of this 1217-nucleotide messenger RNA. RefSeq names its product aquaporin 12 (gene aqp12). Lineage: Eukaryota; Metazoa; Chordata; Actinopteri; Perciformes; Serranidae. The record is from RefSeq and is a predicted model, not a curated record. Gene Ontology annotation, biological process: transmembrane transport. Gene Ontology annotation, cellular component: cytoplasm; membrane. Gene Ontology annotation, molecular function: channel activity.